Molecule: messenger RNA, 1428 nt
Organism: Macrosiphum euphorbiae (potato aphid)
Lineage: Eukaryota; Metazoa; Arthropoda; Insecta; Hemiptera; Aphididae
Source: the annotation of a GenBank genome assembly
AUGACGGACAGUCAAAUGGUAAUUGUGAACACGGAACGCGAUGUGGAACGCACCCGAAACAGUUCAGCGACAGAGGCUUCGAGCACGGCUAGUGACUCGCCUACGCCCACCAACAGUGUCCAGGAUAAGAAUUGGGUUCAUUGGCACGGACCAACAUGGGGUGAUGAACAGCGACAGUUAUUGGGUACUGAAGAGGAAGCAGAUUCAUCCGACUGUGAAACAGUUUCAUCUGCAAAUGGGAUUGGAAUUUGGAGUAUGAAUGAGGAACAGAGUAAAUAUUAUGAAGAACAAUUUGCAUCAUUGCAGCCUAAUCCAAAAUCUUUACUGACUGGAUCAAUAGCCCGAUCAUUUUUUGAAAAAUCUCGUUUGCCAUUACAUGAACUUAAAGAAAUAUGGCAAUUGUCUGAUGUAACCAAAGAUGGAGCACUUUCAUUAGCUGAAUUCAAACUGGCCAUGCAUUUAGUUGUUCUUAGACGCAACAAUAUUACUCUUCCUAAGAAACUACCGCCAUCAUUAGUGCCACCAGCUAUGUCACCAGUUCAGAUUAAUACUAAAAAUAAUACUAUUGUAUCACCAACUUGCAGUAUUAAAAGCAAAGAAUGGACAAAGUUUAUUGAUUCUCCAACUAGUUCAUUAUCAUCACCUGGACCAAAGCCAGUAAAUUUUGAUUUUCAAAAGUCUUCUGUUGAACAAGAUCCAAAGAUCUUACAUCCGGUUGCUGUUCGAGUUACACCUGGUAUUGAUAACUGUUUGGAAGACCAAGAAAAGGAAACACUGUCAAAUAAUGUUGAAGAAAUGGUUUUAAUUAAAUCAAUUCAGAGGCCUCAAGCUAAAAAGCUUAGCAGCCAUAUAGGACCUGGUGCUCUACCGCCACCACCUUUACCAACAUAUUAUGGUGAAGAUAUGAAUUCAGGACCUGCAAGUUUACCUGUGGUAAUAGCAAAAAAAGAACCUCCACCUCCACCACCACCACGGCCAUAUCGUGCUCACAUGCGUAGUUCCUCUCUCGAUCUCAAUAAACUUGGCAAAUUUGGGGCUGUUAAUUCAACUCAAGGACCUCCAGUUGUGCCUCCAAGAAUAACUCCUAGUCCAAAUUCAAAUGUUGAAAUUAAUGGGUUGAGACAAAAUUGUGAGAGAACUGAAUCUGGUCAAUUUGCUGAUUUUGCACAGUGUCCUGGUGCUUUUCAAGUUUACAAAAAACCACUUUCAGAAACUCAAAGUAAUGAAAACUCAUCUACAACUGGUUCAGAAAUACAUGGUAUGCAGCCAUUAGAGUCAUCUUCGUCUAGCAAAUUAGAAGAAAGGAAUGCUCAUUUACGUCUAGUCUAUCAAGAGUUACAAAAACAAUUGAAUGAUUUACGCGAAGAACGCGUUGGUUUACAAUUGCUCUUGGAUACCGUUCAUAAGUCAUCUCCACCCUCAUUUUAA